Tachysurus vachellii is the source of this 2641-nucleotide messenger RNA. It is a transcript of the gene cdadc1, whose product is annotated as cytidine and dCMP deaminase domain containing 1. NCBI's taxonomy places the organism in Eukaryota, Metazoa, Chordata, Actinopteri, Siluriformes, Bagridae. Bases 115 to 1638 code for a protein of 507 amino acids. The record is from RefSeq and is a predicted model, not a curated record. The transcript has 9 exons. Gene Ontology annotation, molecular function: zinc ion binding; hydrolase activity.
CAGCUCCUCCUGUUGACGUCGAACUAAAUAGGAAGAGGAUGUUGUAAAAGGUGGAUUAAGCUCACACCGGUGGACUGUGUCGCUGGCAGGCGUCUUGUUGAUGAUCAGGACUGAAUGGCAGAGACACCCCGUGAGCACCGGCUAUAUCCGGGUACCGGAAGAAACGGGUUCUUCGUCAACGGCGAGGAUGACGUCAUUAACGUGAAGGAGAGCAGCACACAGACGGAGGGCAAAGUGCAAGGUCAUGGACCGAGACUGUCCAAAGUUAACCUCUUUACAUUACUGAGUCUUUGGAUGGAGCUUUUCCCCAGGAAGGAAUCUCAGAGACGAGACAAUGCAUCUGUGCAAGUCACCGGCUUGGUGGUGGUCCAUGAGCAAAGAAUUUUGGGUCUUCAUUGCACUGGAGCAGAGCUUCAUGCCGGUCAGGUGGCUGUAAUCAGACAUGGGCCCAGACUAAAGGGGUGUGAACUUUAUUUCUCCAGAAAGCCUUGUUCUGUCUGCCUCAAGAUGAUCAUCAAUGCCGGAGUGAACAGGAUCUCUUACUGGCCGGCUGAGGCUGAGAUCAGUCUGCUGUCUGACAGAAGCAGUGCAGCAGGUUCUCGUCUCCAGGAAGCUAUGCUGGAUGCAGCCGCCACUGAAAAGCUCAAAUCCAGCAGCAGGCCACACAUCGGUGUGCUGCUCCAACCUCUACCCAACUCCAUGCUUCAGUUUGUAGAGGAGACGUCUCGCAACAGUGACUUUCUGGGCAGAAUGGCAGCUGAUGAUCACACCAUGGAUGUCCACGAACUCUUUAGGAAAGAGCGCUGGAGGAACUGGGACAGUUUUUCUAAAAGGUUUGUGAUUGAGAAUGUGGAGGUGCACAGGGAGCUGCUCAGUAAGAUGAACCUAGAGAACUUUUGCACAGAACCAUAUUUCAGUGAGCUGCGGCAGCACAUGAGGGAUCUGAUUCGGAUUCUGGCUUGUGUGGCUGCUAGUGUUCCCGUACCCGAGCACGAAUACGGGUUCUAUGAGACAGAACAAACAACAAGUGGAUAUAGGACAUUAUCCCAGGAUGUUGUGCGACACUGCAUCAUCCAGGCAGCAGUGCUGGCGUACAGAACAGAAGAUCCUAAAGUGGGAGUAGGUACAGUGAUUUGGGCAGAAGGUAAACUGCCUCAUUGCGAUGGCACGGGGAACAUGUACCUGGUGGGAUGUGGUUAUAACGCCUAUCCUGUGGGAUCUGAGUACGCUGAGUUUCCUCAAAUGGACGACAAGCAGGAAGAGAGACAGCGCCGUAAAUACCGCUACAUCAUCCACGCUGAGCAGAACGCACUCACGUUCAGGAGUGCGGAUGUUAAGGAGGAAGAGAACACAAUGCUCUUCGUUACUAAAUGCCCGUGUGAUGAAUGUGUGCCUCUGAUCCAAGGCGCCGGCAUCAAACAAAUCUACACUACGGACCUGGACAGCGGGAAAGACAAACACGACAUCUCUUACAUCAACUUCAACCGGCUCCGCGGCACCCGCAGGUUCAUCUGGCAGAAGUUGGGUGUGAUCAGAAGUGCUUCUGAACAAACUGGUCCGGCUUUAUCAAAUGGCUGCGUGAAGAACAGAAGAGAGGAACCUGCAGACUGUCAGUGCAAUAAGAGGCUGAAAAAGUGAGGAAUAACUAAGACUGAGGGAAUCAGUCUACAACACGCGUCAUCCUUCUGACUGAACAAUUAUUAAGACGUUAUUGAGGUGGACCGUAGUGUCGAGAGAAGUGAAACUAUAACAUUAAAAUGGCAGUUACGUAUUAACUACACAUCAUAUGAAACAUAUUUUUAGAUGACAACAUACUGUAAUCUUUCCGUUUGCUUGUUGAAUGGAUUUAUUUUUUAGAUUUAAUUAUUAUGCACUAAGAAAAAGCACCCAUUUUGUAGAUGAAGCCCCAAAAGCAUGCACAAUGAAUCAUUUCAUUUGCACAGCAGUCAGAUUUUAACGAUUAUUAGUAAUGUAUUAAUUUAAUUUUAAAAUAGAACUUUUGAUUGUGACAUCAUUUAUUAACCGUGUGUGUGUUUCUCUUGUUUGUAAAAGGUAAAUAGAACAGAUAUUAUCAUCAUUUUUCUGUUACUUCUGAUUGCUUAAGAAAUUGAAAUACAAUAAACAGAGUAUUGGGCUUCAUUUUUGGCCUGAUUUCAACAUGCCACUAAACCUUUAAUGCACCAUGUUUAUUUCAUGUAAAAUCUUUCAGUUUAAAUCUUUUUUUUGGUUAAGCUUCAAACACUGAACGUGACACAAGAAUGUAUCUCCUCAGUGCAUUACAUAGCAAUUCAUCAAGCAGGAAUCUCUCACUCAACAGCUGUCUCUAAAGCAGUACAACAGGAAGGAGCCAUGUUUCUAAUUGAUAAAUUACUGGCAAGUGCCCGAGUGCUUUCGAGGCCUAUGACAGUAUUUUAGUGUGACACCAGUGAAAGUGAAAUUCAAUUAAUUGAAGAAUUACACUGAUUUCUGUCACACAGAAUAUAAUCUUCUGUUCUGAAUGCAAAAGGAAGUGAGAGCAAUGCGAAGGUUUUGCUUUUCAGUGUGUAAAGUUUGGUAUAUUUCAGAAUUUAAACGGACUCUCACAAUGUUUUACUACUGUAUGCAGCAGUUGUGGAUCGAUAUUAAAGUCUGGUAAUAUGUU